Morone saxatilis (striped sea-bass) is the source of this 1553-nucleotide messenger RNA. It is a transcript of the gene aire, whose product is annotated as autoimmune regulator. Gene Ontology annotation, biological process: regulation of transcription by RNA polymerase II; humoral immune response. The record is from RefSeq and is a predicted model, not a curated record. Gene Ontology annotation, molecular function: DNA-binding transcription factor activity, RNA polymerase II-specific; DNA binding; translation regulator activity. Gene Ontology annotation, cellular component: nucleus; cytoplasm. Lineage: Eukaryota; Metazoa; Chordata; Actinopteri; Moronidae.
AUGUCCAGAGUGGAAAGUUUUAGGGACACAAACCUUCGCUCCAUGCUGAAGGAGCUGCGGACUGAUAUUGCUAUGGCUGUAGAUGACUCUUUCCCUCUCGUCUAUGGUUUGGCAGACAAAAACAUCAUUACUGACCAACAACUGAAGGACACUCUGGAGAAGGAGGGCAGAGAAGGGACCCACAAGGCCAUGUACUCGCUCCUGUCCUGGGUCCUGGAGCAGAGCAGAUCCACCAUCCAGGCCUUCUGGAGCAACCUGUCCAAAGACUACAACCUGGACAGCUACCCCAAGCUGCAGACACUGCUCACUAACCUGCACUCGAGACGGGAUGCUGCCGGUUCUAGAGGUGAGAAGAGAUCCUCUGGAGGCCACAAAACCCCUCACAUCAAGAAGAGGAGCCACGAGGACAGAGGGAAAAACUCACACAAUCAGCACGCUCAGUAUCAUGCCAAGACAAGCGAUGGACCAGGUGUUCAGGCGGUGUCCUCCUCGGUCCAGAGACUCGUCACUCUGUCUUCCUCCUCCACUGAGCCGCCAGUCAGUCAUGAAGCCAGAGAGAAGAUCCAUAUCAAACAGGUGGUCGGCUCAGAUGAAACGCCAUUGGGAACUGCCAGAAAGUGCAUAGACGUCAGUGGGGAGUUUUACUCUUGUGGUCAGCCAGAGGAGAUAAAUGGAGCAUCCAUCCAGUCCAAAGCUGCCAAGAACACGUUUCAUCACAAGAGGGAGACAAACACAAGCAUGGUGCACUAUAAUGAUGAUGAGUGCGCAGUGUGUAAGGACGGAGGGGAGCUGAUUUGUUGUGAUGGCUGUCCUCAAGCUUUUCAUCUGACCUGCCUGAACCCUCCACUCACAUCCAUACCAAGUGGUCCGUGGCAGUGUGAGUGGUGCUGUGGCAACAGAGUGAAAAGAGAGACAGCCCAACUACCUUUACAACCACUCAUUGCCAAGCCGCAGCAAACAAACACGACAUCCAGUAACUCCAUCACAGACAUCUCCUUCUUCUCCCCGCUGUCGCCCUCGUCUCUCACCAGUGUAACAACGUCUGUGAACGGACCCAGUGGCAGAAACCAGUGCUCAGGUGGAGAGCUGGUCAGUAUGAGAGAAGUGUGCGGUGUUUGUCACCUGGCUGGAGGAGACCUGACUCACUGCCUCCAGUGUCUGAGGCGUUUCCACGCACACUGCCACUUCUCCAAAGGGAGAUCCAUCUGCUCGUCCUGCUCCAGGCCCUGGGGCAGCUCUGCAGAGAAAGAGGCUGAAUCCAGAGGCUUACAGCAGGGCUCCAUUGAUGGCAUCUUGCAGUGGGCUUUCCACAACAUGUCUCGACCCCUUCCAGACUCUCACGGAUGCUACCAGUAACAGACAGACGAUCAUCCAUGCUCUAGGUUAUACUGUACAGUAACAGUAAUAAACUAAACAUAAAUAAUUAAAUGGAGAUUUCUUAAUAUAUUAGAGAUUAUGUUCUUGUUUCCUGCAAUGCCUGAAGUAUUAUUUUGUUUUUUAAUUGAUUUUAAGUGAAAACAUUGCAUCUAAGUACAGUUUUUGAAGAAAGUGUU